GUAGUUUUGAUUUUUGAAAGGGGCAGAAGCAGGUGGGAGUUGGUGGCAGAAUUAACUGGUGUGGAGGCUGUCUUAGGAGGAGUUCAUUGACACAGACUCCCCUGCAAAUGCCUGGGGACACCCUGAGUGCCCCAGCAGAAGAGAAGGUGGCAUUUCCCAGUGGGCAAACCCAUCAUCCCAUUAAGAGACUUCCAAGAGGAGAGACAAGACGAGAAUCACCGUGUCCUUCUUUUGCAGAGAGCUUUCACACAAGCUUCCCCACCACCGCCGCCUGCUGCCAUUUCCAUCCUGCUAGUGGCAAAACUGUCUGAGACCUCCCCCCACCCAGCCCACCUCUCCAGAUCAAGCUGGAUCAGACACCAAAGAUGCCUAUGAAGAAAAAAGGGAAGCAAAGGUCUGCGGAGUCCUCUCCUGCCAUCGACCAACCUGGGACAUCAAGGGAUGAGGCAGAUCAGCCCGGCCCAAACCCACCUUCCAUGGAGACCACCAGCCAAGUCACUCCGGUUCUCCAGGCACGGAGGAUGACCUACACAACAGAGCUGUUCAGCACCUUGAGGGACAUCCGCUGGUACCAGAUCCCCUUGUCCUCUUUAAGGAGGCCCAAAGCACGGCUGUUCAGCUUUACGUUCCAGUCCAGCCUGCAAGAGUACCAGCAGCUCCGGAAGACCAAGAGGCUGAAGGUUGGCCGGCCUUUUUCUGUGUUCCCUCUCCCUAGCUUGCCUUGGGUGCACCCCGAUUGCUCCCAAGAGACCUCGCACCGUAGGCGUGGCCGUCACAGGUACUCAAGCACUGGAGGAGCCAAAAGCAGCAAGAAGGCCUCAACCCACAGAGAAGAGUCCCAGGCCUUUUCUGGAAGGAUGCGCACCAGGCUGCAGACGCAGAGGGCAUCUGCCCGCUCUUUGGCCAAGAAGUAUGUCUUCUGCUCAGGAACGGCCCACCAAGAAGGAGAGCCCAGCAGCAGCAGCUCCAGAAACCAAGAGGCCGACCUCAGCCCCUCACCUCAGCCGGCCCAGGCUUCGGAUCCUUGUGGAUUCUCACCUUCGUCUGAAUACACCCUCAUGGAGAGAGCAGGGAGCUAUGGCAGUGCCAGCACAUGGGCCGAUGGCAGCUCUUCUUCUUUGGAAGAGGACGGCAUGUUCCCCGUUGACUGGUCUCCGCCCAGGAUCGAAUUCCUGUACGAUGAAGAUCCACCAGUUCUGAGCCCGGCCCCGGGGCCCACGUCUGAGUCCCACAGCUCAGAGGAGAUGCCGGAUAUCACCGACGGGCCGGUGGAGCUGCAGGCGAUGGAGUUCUUGCCUGAGACCUCCUCAACUGGGGGCACCGUGGAGUUUCUCGAAGAGGCAGCACAACCCAAGGCGGCAACCUGGUUGGAAACCGUAAGCGGGGACGUGAAGGCUCUAGAGCACUUCGUCCCCAGUUCCUGUGACGUGAUAAACGUCCCCAGUACCUGUGAGGUGAUAAAUGAGGAGCUGGAAAGAGCCUCGCUCCUGGACCAAACCGAGGAAAACAGCAAGAGGGCCGUAGACCCAGAAGGUUCACCGAUACCGUCUCCCACCCACCCACAGGCGGCAUCACCACCAGUCUUCUCCGAAAGCAGCAUCUCAGGGGAUGAGUUUGUCGGGGACCCAGAAAGGCUGUCUCUGGAGUCAUACCAAGAGGGGGACGCGGCCGGGUCAGAAUGUCCCUCUUCACCAGCGUCCCUCCAGACCCUGAUGGCCUCGUCCAGGCUCUCUCCUCAGUGCAGCAGCUGGGCCGAGGGACUUGCCGGGCGUCCAGGGAGGCUGAGCCUGAGUUUGGAGCUGGAGGAAGACACUGAUGAAGACGAUGACGACAGCAGCCUGGUGCCGCUCGAGGACCUGUUUCAGACGAGCAGCGCGGCAAGCCACAGCACUGUGGAGCUGAGCACAUUCCUCUCUUCAGGGCCAGAUUGUUACCUCAACAGCCUAGACAAGCUCCUCGAGGAGAAAAGGGAGCAAAUCCAGGAGGACGAAGAGCUGGAGAGGAGUCUAGGGGAGAAGCUGCUGCUCUCCAGUUCACUCGGCACCAUGGAGGUGGAGGAAGAAGCAGAAGAAGAAGGAGACAUGUUGCCUGAAGCUCACAGGUUGCUGCUAGAGCAGUUCUCCAGCCAUCAGGGUGCAAUCCCUGCUGUGCAUCCCGGUGAAAGCAUCUUUUUGCCAUCUGCCUGCCAGAGAAACGCUCCGGCCCUUGAAACUGCUGGGCUGAAGCCUCGGAAUCUGCUGGAGAGCCUUUUCUUUGGCUCCCAGUUUGCCCAGCGGAUGGCGCUCCUCCAAGAUGGCAUCCUGGGCUCCUUGUACCGCAACCUGCCGGGUUGUCCCCACCCUGUCCUCCUCUGGCUCUUCCAGCUGAUGUCUUUAAACCCGGAUGUCUCCACAGACGCCUUCCAAGCCCUCUGGGAAAUCCGCAUCGGUCAGCUCACCUCAGCCGAUGAGGUUGGCGCAGAUCUUUGGUGCCCUACGUUACAGGACAUCAUCCAAGCCUUCUACAAUUUAGGGGCCUGUGAAUCGGCUUUGUACCCUGAUGGGCUUGUGCCGCUGGAAUUCAGAUACGAAGACCUGGAGUUCCGGGAUCCUCCUCCUCCUCCUCAGGGGUCUGCAGAUGUCAGCGGCGGGAGCCUUUCUCCGGAAGCCCCAGGCCCAUUUGCCUUGGCAGCCAUGCUUGGAGAUAUAUUCAAGUUCCUGACAUUGUGCGUGGUGUCCCUUCCGCACUGCUACCCCGACCGCCAGCGCUUGGCUCUCCUGGCUCUGCUGUGCCGGCUCAGCCUGGACAGGAACCUCCGGGAGCAGCCUCAAGUGGAGCUGCAGCUGCUACUCCUGGCCCUGACCGAAGGCAUCCGAGACUGGCAGGAAAAGCUGCCAGAAUUGGUCAGAAUGCUCUGCCAUCUUUCCCUGCAUCAUCACAAUCUGGUUGCAGUCAUGCGCCUCUUUCCCGACACCACCACCAGAGGAAGGCAGCUGCGCAGAAACCUGAGCCUGUGCUUCAUUUAUAAGCUUCUUGGAAAGAUGCAGAUGGCAACAAGCCCUUGGCAAGAAGAGACCCAGCUGCAGCAACUUGGCCAUCUCCUCCCGCUCCUGAAGCUCGCCUUCCUGAAGCAGGGCCUGCGGCGGGCACAAGGCGUUCCAGGGCAGCCUGGGAAGGAGCAGAAGGAGGCGCUGGAUGAGCUGGACCGGGAGGCCUGCUAUCUCUGCUACAGUCUCCUGAAGUUAGCCAACGUGGUGGUGGGAACCCACAGUGGGUCUCCGAGGGAGCAGGGACAUCUCCAGAAGCUCUGUGUUCAAUUGCAGAGGCACAUCAGCACCAGCAUCCGGGAGGACGCCUGCCUCAUGUACCGGACAGAGCUGAAGAACCUGGUUGUCCAUACCUACAUCAAGUGGCAGGAGCUGUUCUCUCGGGGCUGGCCCCAGAGCGCCGCCCUGCAGGGCCAGAGUGGAAACAUCUGAUGUUAGGAUGCGUCCCGAGAAGACUUCACCAAAGAGAACAAGCAGCCAGGCAUCAGCAACGCCAGAGUGUGCAUCAGAGAAGGGGGAGAGGAAAUGUUCAGCCCUCCCGGCCCUGUUCCUCCAUCCUCUUUCCCCAUCAAAAGCAGAGGCAUUUUAACGUUGGGUUUUCUAACCUUUUGUUUUUCAAAGGAGGGAAGUUCUCGCCAGGGCAAAGCCCAAAUGGCACUUGCUAUUUAUUUAGACAACCUUGGGUCUCUAAGAAGUGUGCUUUCCAAAAGCAGAGGAAAAGCUGGGGGAAAGGAAUACCCACUGCUCCCUGUACCGAGGAGGCCAAAAUAAAUGUCAUUUUUAAUGGG
Messenger RNA from Hemicordylus capensis (graceful crag lizard), 3814 nucleotides. It is a transcript of the gene FAM178B, whose product is annotated as family with sequence similarity 178 member B. The record is from RefSeq and is a predicted model, not a curated record. Bases 366 to 3458 code for a protein of 1030 amino acids. The transcript is spliced from 18 exons. Lineage: Eukaryota; Metazoa; Chordata; Lepidosauria; Squamata; Cordylidae.